AUGCUGAAGCCUCGAUUGAUUCAGGAGUAUCAUGACAAAACGUGCAUUCGAUUUGUUCCACGAGAUGUUAGUCGCCAUGUGGACUACAUUUUUAUCCACCCUGACGACGGAUGUUAUAGUCUCGUAGGAAAGACUGGAGGACGUCAGCCAGUUUCAUUAGAUUCCGGCUGUAUUCAAGUUGGCACGAUCGUACAUGAGCUCAUGCAUGCCGUCGGCUUCUUCCAUGAACAGAGCAGGUUCGUUUCCUUUCCAGAAAUCGAUGUCGUGAAAAGUCAAUAG
This is a messenger RNA of Ostertagia ostertagi, 279 nucleotides long. The record is from the annotation of a GenBank genome assembly. NCBI's taxonomy places the organism in Eukaryota, Metazoa, Nematoda, Chromadorea, Rhabditida, Trichostrongylidae.